UUGUCGAUGUUCAGACUAGAGGCAGACCCUCCGCGGACGAACAUAGUCGCCGACUGCGGAAGUACGCUUUUCGUGAAAUCGUCUCCUAGAAGUAGCUUUUUCGAUACUCACCGCGGCCUCAUUUAUCCUCGACUUAUCAUCCGCAAAAAUUCAAUAAUUUCCGGCUAAUCGCUCGAGAUAGAAAAAGAAACAUAGGAAAGGAGUAGCGUCAUCAACAUCACCGUCAACCAUCGGCAUCCACCAUCGGCAUCCACCAUCGCCACUAUCGACAACGAGCAACGACAACGAAUGUCGAAGCACAGAUAGUGAGACAAAUGCUCGUUAAUGAAAGGUAAUCGAAAAACCCUGCAACUUAAUCGAGAGUAAUUGUGCAAGACGAGAGUAAAGCCAAAAUCAAGGAUAAAAAGGAACAUGAAUUAGUGAAAACGAAAGAAUAAUUUACCUCGUACGUUAAAACACGUAACAUUAGGUAAAUCGCCCGUAUGAUACCUACUUACACAUGUAGGUAUAAGACGAGAGAAUGAACUUACACGAGAGCGAAAUUAUACAAGAGUGUAAGACAAAACUGGGUGAAAUUAUUUGCGUUCGUUUAGCCUGAAUGAUUUAGCAAAACUCGUUACUCCGAUCUAUAUCAGGCUAAAUGGGAACUCUUCUCGCCAACAUGUAUGACGCAAUAUAACGCGACGUAUUUCGUGAAAAUGCAAGAAAUAUAUCGAAAGUGAGAGACUUCGGAUUGCUGAUAUUUAAUAUUUAAUUCUAACGUGCAUCGCUACAACAUCGUCUAAAAAAAAGUAUUACUCGCUAACAUACUACUCGUUGACAGUACAUGCAGAUUUCAGUGUCUGAUGUAAAAUUAAUCUCGAGGAACAACUGGCUACUGAGAAUGUAACGAAACGUCGAAUUCGUAUUUUUAAACGAAAUAGUCAGCACAGGGUUGCCAGUGGUGUAUCAAAAGUUCUUCGGGUCGGUGGUUUGUGAAGACGUUCGAUACGAAGAUGCAUCGGUAAGAAUGAACGGUAUCGUUGCAUUGGGAAAAUGUCAUUUAAACAUUCCUCGAACAUGCUCGAAAAGGUGAUAAUUCGAAUCGAGAAUCUCGUGGGACAACGGUAAAUUCCUAAGCAUGGCCGCUUGCCAUCCAACGCCGGCGAUUCAACAUUUGCAGCCACAGGAAUCGCCUCAGCUUGGCCUUGGACCUAUGAACGCUGCCGGUAGCCAAGGUCAGAAGCCGAUCCACCAACCACACUACUCGCCCCAUUUGCUCAAUUGGGUGUACCUGGCAAUCGCCGAUCAGAAUUCUGCUCAAACACGAGAUCAGAGCAAACUUUUCCCGACGAUAUGGAGUGGUUUUUCAACGGCGACGUCGCAAACUCAUACGCAUCGUAGCGCACUUGAUCCUUGUUGCGCGAUAGGAAGCAACUUUGCGGAUAAUAUCGGCGAGCUUGCGGAUCGUUUCAGAGAAAUAGGGCUACUAGAUAGAAAACCAACCAAGAGGCCACCACCUAGUUACCUCUGUCACCUGUGCUUCAAGAAAGGUCAUUACAUCAAAGACUGUCCGCAGGCACGUCCAAAAGGCGAGGGUUUGACACCGUACCAAGGAAAGAAACGAUGCUUUGGAGAGUACAAAUGUCCCAAAUGCAAGCGUAAGUGGAUGUCGGGGAACAGUUGGGCUAAUAUGGGCCAAGAGUGCAUCAAAUGUCAUAUAAACGUUUAUCCUCAUAAACAGAGACCAUUAGAGAAGCCAGACGGAUUGGACGUAUCCGACCAGAGUAAAGUUCAUCCGCAACACCUCUGUCAGAAAUGUAAAACACUCGGAUACUAUUGCCGAAGGGACCAGUAGCAAACCAAAAACCACAUUGUCUGUGGUGAUAAUUAGAUUGAGGAUUUUUAUACAUUUAUGAGAAAUUCGAAGGCGCAAGGAUGCACGAAUUGGGUAUAAUAUGCAAAAAUAUAUAAAGUAUCCAAAAUACUUUCUAUAGUAUCUAGUAGGUAACACAAUUUUCUACUUAAAUUUCAUCUUGUUGAUUAUAUUCAUAGAAAUAUAAGUUUGUAUAAAUAUCCGCAGUCUGGCGAUAAUGCUUUGGGACUAAACAAUUUUAACAUAUUUCGGACCAAUUGCAUAAAAAUAUUACUAUUUAUCUGUAAUUACCUGUUGCGGUCAUCGAAAAUUAUAAAUUUUAAUCGUUGGUCGAUCUUACGACUUGCAUCCGACUUUUUACUCGAUCUACGCGGUGUAAUUCCCAUGUAUAAAUUUUAGUCUUCCACUAAUUUUAUAAUUGCUCUAUAUCUCCACCUUUGGUACAUCGAACGUCUGGUGUACACCGAAUACAAAUUUUAUACGAAACUCUCUUUUAAUGAAAAAUAAUAAAACUAAGCUAUGUACCAUUGCAUUGCCACGAUAAAUGAUACCAAAAACACGAAAGCGUUAAAUGUCUUUGAUCUUGUAUUUUCUAUACAAUCAUGUACAACAGAGAGACAUAGACAUGUGAAAAAGGGGCAAAUAUUUAAAAAUAAGUCGAAUAUCUAGGUUGCUUGUGCAGAAUAAAAAAACGUAAGGUGAACAGGCAUCCGCGAACAGAGGACCGAAAUCAACUGCAGUUACGAAUAUUCUAGAUCCUAGAAUCUAGAACGAUUGUGUAUCCAACUAAUUAUAGCUGCUUCAUGUUCAGAAUUAUACGAUAAUUUACGCGCAUGCAUGCGACAUCAACGCGUACGUUCAAGUAAAAGACCUACAUAUAAAAAUGUGUGUGCUACACUAGUGUUGAAGAAAUUGAAAGGAUAAAGGGAAGAAAAUCCAAAGAAAAUGUUGAUUUAUACCUCGUUUACGAAACUCUGUUUCUAAAUCUGUCUCGACGCUGAACGUGCGCAUACAUACACAUAUCUAUACGUCUGCGAAAUAAGAAACAUGGAUACAUAGGUUUCUCCUAUAUUUAAAAAGUCAAGCAGCACGGCUGCUUCGAAUAUUAUUUAACGCGAUUCUCAAUUACAUUGUCUACUUGAGUCAAGCGUUGGGAUAGCGGUGUAAGUUUACCUUGUAAAAUAUUUCUUGUAACUGUGUCUCAAACAUGUUACAAGGCUUACAGAAAUUCAUAUAUCAUAAUCAAGAUAUAACGAGUAUGUACAAAGUGAUUAUUCGUAAUCGAACCACAGAAAUCACAGCCGUGUCAAGUAGUGACACGCGAAAUUGAUUCGACCCUUGACCCCAGAUAUCUCAGAUUUUACAUAUUCAUAUGUACAUACAUAAAAUGUAAAGGAAUAGAAAAAAAAUAUAAAUCAAGAAGGAUGAAUCCUCAUCUUGCAAACUGUACGUAUCGAUGCAUACAUGAUGGGCUGAAAAUCAUAUUAGUGUAGGUCAAGAUUUCGAGAAUUUUGAUUUUGCCAGGUAUCGAAACUCUUGAAGGUAUCAUCCCAUCAAUUAUCGUGAAAGAUUCAAGAAAAAAUCUUUUUUGUUAGGGCUCGUUUCAAUAUUUAUUUUAAUAAUUUUGAUUAAAAUAUAAUAUAUUUUAAUUUAAAAAAUGUAGUGAAAUUGUUAUGAUAAUAAACGUAGAACGCUAUGGAUAAAGUAAUGGAUUGAUUUAAACCUCUAUGAUUCUCAGCCCUCCAGGUAUCGAGAUACAAGCAGUAGAUUAAUUUGUAAUUAUUUUCGUACAGUUGCAAGAAUUUGAACUGAUUUACCACCACUCGUUCGCCUAGAAACAGUUUAUAAUAAUAUUAUCCCCGAUAUCGUAAUUCGCGUCGUAUUCCGGUAUAUCAAUACAUAAUGAUACAUCGGUUAAAAGAACUAAACGUUCAUAAAGACGAUUAAGAAGAUAACGAAAUUUCACGAAAUACGAUAUCGCAUCACACACAUUAUUAUUAUUUAUGUAUAUAUACGUGUAAUGUAUACAAUGUUUAUGUAUACGUAUAUAUUAAUAAUAAUAUCAAAUGCAUCAUUAUAUAUUAUUAUUAAUAUAUCGUAAUGUAAAAUAUACAAGAAACCAAAGGUU
Messenger RNA from Bombus pascuorum, 3983 nucleotides. Its product is annotated as zinc finger CCHC domain-containing protein 24-like. The transcript has 4 exons. Gene Ontology annotation, molecular function: zinc ion binding; nucleic acid binding. Bases 1121 to 1837 code for a protein of 238 amino acids. NCBI's taxonomy places the organism in Eukaryota, Metazoa, Arthropoda, Insecta, Hymenoptera, Apidae. The record is from RefSeq and is a predicted model, not a curated record.